Molecule: messenger RNA, 4277 nt
Organism: Exaiptasia diaphana
Lineage: Eukaryota; Metazoa; Cnidaria; Anthozoa; Actiniaria; Aiptasiidae
Product: steroid 17-alpha-hydroxylase/17,20 lyase
Exons: 3
Coding region: 575-2074 (499 amino acids)
Biological process (GO): progesterone metabolic process; hormone biosynthetic process
Molecular function (GO): heme binding; iron ion binding; steroid 17-alpha-monooxygenase activity
Source: RefSeq, a predicted model, not a curated record
GAGGGGACCCAUCGAAAUGUUUGACACAAGACUGUCGAUCACGAGCCCAGAGUCCCCCAAUGGCUCUUAGACAGCGGACUAUCGCUUGAGAGUGCACUAGUGCAAAAUGACGUAGCACUGAUUCACAUAGGAAUCCCGACUGGUUUCCAGAUAAAUUCUUGUUCACACAGGAAACCCGAAAUCUAUUUUCAGCCAAUCAGAAUCGAGCUUUGGUUUGUACGAGGGAGGGGUAGGACCUAACCAGAAACUAGUCGGAAACCAGUAGAAACCAGUGAUUACCCUACCCUAGUAAGGCUAUGCUGUCUUCAUAGCAAAGGCCUCGUGCCAUUCAGUUUAGCAAAGAUUUUGAAAUAAUUGGCCCCUAAAACAACACUAACUGAGCAAAUGGAAAAAAGAUCGAGGCCAGAAAUACUACCAGCACUGUUUAGAUCUGUUGCUCUUGUGUCGGAAUGUGGAUAAACCUCUCGUGAAACUGUUCAAAGGAAAUUCCUGUAGUAUACAUUGAAUUCGCCAAACAGAUUCGGAUUCAUGCAUGUGAACAUUCUUCGUGCUUGUUUCAAGUGAUCCAGUAAAAAUGUUUCAAGAGGUUGCUUUUCUGCUAUUGUUCUUGGUUUUCAUCUAUUUGCUUUUGUCCUACGUGACCAAACCAAAGGGAAUGCCACCAGGACCAACACCAUUGCCCGUUAUAGGAAACCUGCUAUUAGUAUUAAAGUGGAUGUGGCAGAAGAAAAUGCAUCUAGAAAUGCAAAAGCUUGUCAAGGUAUAUGAUGGGAAGCUUUUCACACUUCAGCUUCCAGAUCAGAAUAUCGUAGUUGUUAAUUCAGCUUCAACUGCACGCGAAGCCUUGAUGACCAAGCGAGAUGCCUUUUCAGGAAGGCCGUACWUGUUCARUUUUCACUACCUUUCCCUUGGAKCGAAGAAUAUAGYGSYAGCAGACCCCAGCCCUGUUUGGAWUAAACAGAGAAAAAUUGUUCAUUCUGCCAUCCGUUUGUAUCARCCCAAAUUAGAAGAAAAACUUAACUUGGAAGUUGAUCAGCUAAUCAAAAGACUGGUUUCGWUUCAAGARACRCCCGUAAAUCCUCAUCCAGAAUUGUCUUUGAUGAUAAUGAAUGUCAUAUGUGCURUGGUCUUUGGUGAUCGUUAYGAGAUCGACAAUCCUGAAUUUCAGUUAAUCGUUGAUGCAGAUCAAAAAMUAUUGAAAUUGAUAGGAACAUUAAAUAUUCUAAACAUAUUYCCAAUGUUGAUCCAUUUUCCYAUUSRAGAUUCGAAAGAGGCCAAAUGGAUUCGAAACRACUWCCAUCCUUUACUUAGAAAGAAAUUUCACGAGCACUUAAAAUCCUAUCAARAAGGWAUCAUUCGUGAUYUGACUGAUGCUUUGAUCAAGUCGUUASAAGAGGAAGAUGAGRGAGAUGAAAAAGGUUUUGGCGUCAUUACUGAAGAACGCGUAGUCAUGACAYUGCAAGACGUGAUYUUAGCUGGUUCUGAAWCAACAUCRACGCGKCUAUUGUGGUUUGUUUUGUUCAUGGCGCGAYAUCCUGAAAUUCAAGCAAAAAUUCAAGCAGAGUUAGAUGAUGUUGUUGGAAGGCACAGAUCACCAUGCUGGCAAGACAGAAAAGUUUUGCAUAUGACAAUGGCAACGGUGGAGGAGACUCUUCGUGCUUCUAACGCUAGUCCUGUACUAUUUCCUCACAAAGCUCUACAAGACUCGACUUUAGAGGGCUAUAAUAUCCCUAAAGGUACCACUGUCUUUAUCAAUGCAUGGGCCAUACACCUAGAUGAAAAGGAAUGGGAAGACCCCCAUGCCUUUAACCCUGAGAGGUUCUUAGAUGAUGAAGGCAAGCUGAUCCAAGUAGCUGGCAUGAAGAGUUUCCUGCCCUUUGGUGCAGGUCGUCGUGUUUGUGUUGGUGAGGCUUUGGCUAAACAAGAGCUUUUUAUCGUUAUUGCUCGAUUGCUGCAUCAGUUUAAAAUUGAGCCUGAAGUACCCGGAUCUCCACCAUCAAGGCAUGGUGCACUUACAAAUUCCCGUGUAAUCUUACCCGAACCUUUUAAAGUACGUUUCAAGUCUCGCCAAUAGCUGAUUAACGUCAUAUUGACACAGUAUUAUAUCUAUCGUAUCAUGCAGGAGUUUCGGGGAACAAUGCGUCCGCCAUCUUGAAAAGUGAGACCCGAAUUACUAUGUUGUGCCUUAGAAAACUUUCAUCUAUAGUUGCUAAGUCAACUAAUCUAUCGUUAUAUCGUAUUAUAUUGACUUGGCAUUAGCUUAGAACGUUUUAAUUCCGGUUUUUGGUGCUCAAAUAUCAAUUCUACUACUUUAGGAAACACAAGCAGUUUUAAAUUUGGUUUAAACUUGCUUUUGAAUUUGAAAAUCUUCACCUGAUACACUUCAAAACGUCUCAAUUAAAUCAGUUUGUUGACAAUGGACACAAUAGAAAUAUGUGUGAAUUGUGUGUGCAAGCUACAUUAAGCUUAUAUAAAGUCCUAUGCAUUUAUAAUUUAGUGAUUCUACUCCUACCUUUAAGAUCCUUUCAAGAUGACAGAUGCAUAAUUCUCCGAAACUCCUGAUGUGUUAACAGUAGACAAUAGAGUUUAAGCAUCACGUUUACGUCAAACGGCUAACGGCAGAGCUGAACCAUUGACCUACGAAUGUCGUGCCUGACCUUGUGCUUUUGGUAGUCAUUUGAAAGAGCAACUUUUCACGAUUAUGGCAACCCCAAAAUAACGUGCUAUCGGGUUGAAACUGUAACGGUAAACCCCUAAAAAGCAAUUUGCCGUUUGACGUGAAUGCUACUCCAUCGCAAAAUAUUCGAUCACAGUUGCUCUUAUAUACCUUAUUCGUACUAAUUUUCGCGAGCACUUAAUUUCGCGAAUUUUAAACACAAAUAUUUCGCGAGCAUUAAUUUUCACGAUUUUGAAAAAAAAGGAUAAAUUUAGUGCAUUAACUUCGCGAAAAAUGAAAAACAGGCGGACUGCGAGACUUAAAAUUCCUUUUUCGCUGAAUGAUUACUUAAACAAUAAUCGAAGAUUUGUAUAUAAAUUGAUAUGAUUAUAGAAGUGCAUUAAAUUUCGCGUGUAUAAUUUUCGCGGAUCCUAUUUUUCGCGAGGUUCUAAUUUCGCGCUUUUUUUUUAAAUCGCGAAAAUCGCGAAAUUAAAGCCUCGCGAAAAUUAGUACGAAUAAGGUAUAUAAUCAGCACAGUCCUGCAUAAUUGAAGUUUUAGAAUGGCAAUUUAUUUUAAUUUUAGUUUUACGUAAAUGUGACAGGAUACUAAGAACAACAAAACAGUCAAUCACACUGAAAAUAGCGUUUUCUUUUCGUUUUAUGUUGUGUUGUAUUUAAUUUUCCUUUUUCAAAAAAAAGUAUGUUCUUUGCUGUUAUUUUUGUUGCUUUGUUUGUUCUUCCGUUGAUUUCUUUUUGCUUUCCUAUACUUAAUGCCCUAUUUUCCAAGAAAACAUUUAAUUUUCUUACAAAUUCACACACAUUUAAUGAGCAUAUUUUCAUUGACAAUUUUCUAUAUUCAGAAAAUUAUACUCGGUGUUUUUAAGGUUUUUUUUUUAAGUUUAGAAGGGUUAUAUAUAUAUGACAUAUAGAAUAAAUUACAUUUCCCAGAGAAAAGUGAUCGCGAUAGUUUAAUUAAACUACUUUAUCAGGAGGAGCCGACGGGUUCCUGGGAGAAAUAUAUCUGUUCUUACGUCCCAGCCAGCUGUAAGUCACAACUGUUUGCCAGCGUGCGAGAAAUCCAGAAAAGAAAGAACUCUCCAGGCAAGGAAUACUUUCUAAGAAUUUUUGCCAGGAAAAUGAAAAUUUCCUAACUAAAAAAAUGAAAGACUUUUUUGACCAUAAAAACUUUAUAAGCCUUUUGGCGACCUUAAAAACGUUUGCCAGCAAAAAAAAAUAUUUUAAAGAAUGAAGGGCGCCACGUUUGCUUGUGAGAUUGUCAGCAAUGUAGCUUAAAAUCCAUUUCCCAGGAAAAAAUUCGCACAAGAACAGUUAUUUAAAAAAACAGACACCGUCGGGUCCUCCUGCUUUAUAAAAAGAGAUUAACAGUUUAGGACGUAAGCGAAAAGUGUUAAAGUGAAUUAUGUUAAUGGACAUGCCGACUUAAAACGCUCCUUGCUUAGCACCUCACCUCAUAACUCUGAACGCCAAAUAGAAAUAUUUGCACGUCCACAUUUUCGCCCAUUGUUUUUAAGAAAUGAUUUAGUAGAAAAUGUUAAAUAAAACUAUCAAAUGUCCCAUAACAAUAUUGAUUUAAAAUUUUAGUAAAAAAUAUAUUUUUUCC